GUUGCGACACUGAAAUAAGCGAUAAAAACGAUUUGUUUAUAAACGAAAUAACGAACAGCAAAAAUUGGCAAAUGUGAAAAGUUGCCGACAGAGGAAGAAGCAAAGCAGCAAAGCGAUGGACAUGCAUUCAAAUGAAAAAUAAAAGCGAUUUCAAAGUGCACAUAUAUUUUGGCAAAGUGUGUGUGAGUGUGCAACUGUGUGUGAACGAAACAAAUUGACGAAAAUGUUUAAUUUGCUGCGACGCACGCGUCAAAGAAAAGCGCAGAAGAACAACAAAAACUACGAUGUAAGCGACGAAGAGGAAGCAAUACAAACGAAAAUAACAACAACAGCGACAGCAAGUGGUGCGGCUGCUGCUGCGGCUGCCAGGACCAGAGAGCAAGAGAGCAGUAAUGCUAGCGAGAGCCGUUGCCUAUUCAGCGCCAGAGAGCGCGACGCUGAGCGAGCAAGAGCGUGCGAGCAAAAGAGCGAAAUGCGUUUGCCUACGCAGGCAGCGCGACGCGCUGUGAUCGAAGAGCUGGAGGACUUAAGCAGCGACGAGCACGACGAAGAGCGGCAAAGUGUAAAUUUAGCUAAAACAGCUGCGCCGACAGCAACAGCAACAACAACAGCAAUAACAACAUCAGCUAAUGGCCAUUCAGCGAUCUCUUGGCGCUCCGACAAUUUGAAUAUAAAUAACAUGGGCGCAGGCAAUGGGGCGACGGCGACGAGGACAACGUCUGUUGUUGUUGAUCAUGAUGAUGAUGAUACUGAUGUAGACGAUGAUCGAAAUGGUGGCGGUGCUGCUGCUGUUGCUGCUGCUGGGCAUGGCGGCGCGACCAGUCCAAACGAGUCAGCCAGCGCGAACGCAAAAGCAAAUAACGUCGACGGUCGGCCAAUUGGCAUUAUUAGUACGAACAUUGGCCAAACGAAAAAACGCCACAAUAACGGGCCAAUUACCGAUGGCACGGUAAUUGACGCGAGCGAUACGGUGAUAUAUCGCAGCGCAUCGAAGCAAUCGAACGAAUUGAAACGACAAUCGCGCCUAUCGCUGGGCAACAUUGCGUUGCAUUUAGGUGGCAACAGGGACAACAUUAACACUGCCGCAGACGAUACGGCGGUGCAGAAGAAGCGCAAAGCGUUGCAGAAGAGUCGCGAUUUUCUCACAGAUAUUUUCAUGGCGCGUGGACGUAACCAUCAGCGUCAGCAGCGAAAUCAACAGCAGCAGCAACAACAACACCAGCAACAGCAGCAACAUCAAUCGAAAUCCAAAACAUCUAUCGACGACAACGUAAUCGCCAUUGGACAGACAUUGGCAGCAGCACACCUUGAAACGAACUCCGACCCCGCGACCGCGUCCACAAAUAGUUAUCAAAUGACUAUGUCUAAUAAUAGCCCACAGUUGCGGCAGAGCGCGGCCAAAGAGCGUGAGCGGGAGCUAGAGAGAGAGCAGCAGCGAGAGCGCGAACGAGAGCGACAGCGUGAGCUAGAUCAAGAGCGAGAGCGUGAGCGGAACGACAGUAAUUCAGCUGGAGCAUUGCGACAGGAGCAGCAGCCAAAAGAGAUCGGCCAGCUGGCGAGAGAGGAGCAGCAGCAGCGACGAGAUGCGCAUAGAGCGGCGAGUGCCAAUUUUAUUCAAGCGGCAAACGUCGAGCUGUGCACUGUCGCGGAAGAUCAGCAAGAGGACGCUGCCGUACUGCAACGCAGCAACAGCAGCAGCAGUAUCAGCAGCAGCAGCAACAACAACAACGACAACACCACUAGCAACAACAACACAAGUGACAUAAUCUCUGGGAACAUGGGCCAGACCAGCACCAAGCCCAACGAGUGCACACAGUCGGCGCACAGCUCACGAGCCAGCACGCCACGUGAGUUCCGUGAGUCGAUCGUGAGCGAGCCGCAAAGCGUGCCCGUGGCGCCGCCGCGUCACCAGAAACAACAAACGCAACAGGAAGUGCCCAAAAUAACUGUCGUCGACUGCAGCUUCGAGCAGAGUCCCAAUGGCAGUCCACAGGCGGGGGAGGUGUUCUAUGACUUUGAGAGCCAGUCCCCCACCCAGGGCCACUGUCAGGGCCACGACCUUAACAUCCAGGAGCUGAACGAGGCACACGAGGAGACGCUCGAGGAUGAGGUGUUCGAUAUACCCACGACGAUCUAUCAGCAGCAGGCGAAUGGCAUUCCCCGACCCUGGACACGCUUGACCAAUGUCAAGCUGGAGAAUGUACAGGAGGAGGCCGAGGAGGAUGAGGAUGAUCCGCAGGCCGAGCCAGAGCCCGAGGACGAUGAGCUUGAUGAGGCGCUCGAUCUCGAGUGUGAUGACCGUGGGCGUGGCACGCCCAACAGCUCACGCAAAUCGGCGAGCAGCGAACGCAGCGCGCUCAAAAGCGAUUCCAAUCUCAGCAGCAGCUAUGCCGACUCGGGCAUCGGCAUGGGCCUGGGCGUGGCCGCCAACGAGUCAACGAGCCAAGCAGAUCAAAAGCAGCAGCAGCAGCCGGUGCAGCGCAGCGCUGCUUCUAUGCAGCCACGGCGUACGCCCUUCGUGCGCGACGGCAACUCAACGUCCACCGACUGCGACUGCGAGGAGCUGCUGCUGCAGUGCGACGAACUCGACGAUGAGCAGCAGUUCGACGAGCGUUUGGUGUGCAUCGAGAGCAUUAGCCUGCCCGAUGUCGUUGUCGAGUCAACGACCGUCACAUCGCAAGCAAAUGCCACCAGCAGCAGCAGCAGCAGUGCCAACAACAACAACAACAACAACAACAACAACAGCAGCAGCAAUGGCAACAAUGGAGAUGGCCAUCUGAAUAUCAAUAUUACCAACGGCGCCGGCGGCAAUAGCCUCGGCAAUGUGCAUUUCAUACCAAUACAUAUCGAGGGUUCAGCAACGGCGGCACGCAGUCGCAGCAACAGUCCCAAGCAGCGCAGCUUGGACGACAGUUGCAUAGGACGCAACACCGUGGAGAUCGUCGAGGAUGGCAGCGUGCUCAACAAUCAGGCGGACAAUAAUCGUGAAGCACAGGAGCUGAGAAAGGAGCUCAAGGUGCAGAAGGCGCGUUUUAGCUCACAGCUCGAGGAUGCGCACAAAAAUGUUCAAAAUCUGGAGAGUAAAGUGAGCGAUAUGCAGCUAAAGAUACAGAAUCUGGAGCAGGAGCUCUCGCAGAAGCAAUGGAAUGUGGACAGACUCCAGGGAGAGCUGACGGCCGCGCAAAAGGACGAUGAAUAUGUGCGCAAGAAGCUGAAGCUGCUCGAGGACGAAAAGAUGCAUCUGCGGCACAAAUUCAGCGACGAUGAAGACGAAUUCCGACGCAAAUACAAUACUUUGGAGGCGCAAUACAACGAAUUAACCGAGAAGUACAAACAGACGCAGAGCCUGGCAAAUGGACUACAGACCCAGCUGGCUGCAGCUCAGGCUGAGCUGGCCAAGUGGGCCGAUGAGGUGAACAGAAUACGUGAGGAGCUGGAGGAGCAAAUACGCAUACUCAAAAAUGCACUCGAGAAUUCCGAGGCGGAGCGCAAAAUCUGUGAGGAUAAGUGGCAAACCGAGUUCGAGCUGCUAAGAACACACAACAGAGAACGCGAGGAGACCCUGAUGUCGGACUGCGAGUGGCAGAUGCGGCAAAUGCAGCGCCAGUGGAAGGACAAACUGGACAAAUCCAAUUACGAACGCAAACAGGCAGCGGCCAAGGCCGAGGAGCUGGAACUGGAGCUGCAAUCACGUCGCAAGGAGGCGGAAAGUUUGCGCAUUUGCCAGGCACAGGUGAAGUCGCUAAGCGGCGUCGUCAGCGAACAGGAGCGCUCCAUCCAGACGCUCAUGGAGCGCAUCGAUAACCUGAAGGAUGAACUCGAAAUGGCCAACAGCAAUCUGGAGACACAGAUCGAAGCUGUGCACAAGAUUAAAUAUCAGUGUGAUAACGCCAUUUAUGAUAAGGAGCGUCAAAUGAUCUAUCGCAUCGAUGAGGUGCGCAACGAAGCUGCCGCCUUUUGGGAGAAUAAACUUUACACAGAGAUGACAAGACUGACCAAUGAACUGGAAUCCGUUUACGUGGAGGAGCGACGCGACGCAUUGGACAAGCUGCAGGCGGAGCACAUUGAGGAGCUGCGUGCGCUGACCAAUCGCUACACGGCCAACGAGGAGGAGCUGCGUGCCGAGAUUGAAGAGCUGACCCAGAACUUGGAGCUGAAGAAGCAGGAUUUCCUGUCGCUGCGCGAGCGCUCGGACAAUGCGCUGCUGCAGACGCGCAUGCAUCUGGAUCGUGCGGAUCGUGAGUAUCAGAAUGCCAUGUGCCGCGAGGAGGAUCGACGCGUGGAGCUGGAGGAGAAGCUGCGCAAGGAGUUCGAAGCGGAAAAGGAGGAAAUGGAGGAGAAGUUCCGCGAACGUUUGGAUCAAGUCAAGGAGGAGUUUGCCAAGGAGCUGCAGCUGUCCACGCAGGACAUGAUUGAGACGCAUCGAAAGGAGCUGGAGAGCCAAAAAGCGAAACUGCAAACCGAACGGGAUGAGGCGAUUCAGGAGCUCGUCGAGCGACAUCGCGCCAAAAUGGCCGCUGCCGAGGAACGAAUCAACGAUGUAGAGCUUCGGCAUCAGCGCAAUCUGAAGGACCUGAAGGCCGCCUAUGAUGCUGAGAAGGCGGCGCUGGAUAAACGCGACAUUAGCAACGCCAACGAGAUCGAGCAACUGCAUCGCAAGUGCCGCUGCCUGACCAAUCUCUUCGAGGAGAUGCGCAUGCGCUAUGAGCGCCGUGAUCCGCGCCCCGAGGACCUGCGCGAGAUCGCCGAGCUGCGCCAGCGCUGCGACAGCCAGGAACGGGAUCUGUUUGUUCUAACGGACCGGCUGCGCGACAUGCAGAAUCAAAUGGCCGAGCAGCAGCUGCAGCAGCAGCAGCAGCAGCAGCGAGGCAAUGCGGUCAAGAAGCCGCCGCCGAAGACUCUGGCCACCAGCUGUGAUGUCAUCUACGAGGAGAACGAGGAGCGUGAAUCGCCCGAGCUCGAAGUGAACGGCAACUGCUCCGCCUCCUCCUCCAGCCAGGACGAUGGCGASGAGGAGGAGCCCGGCGAACAGGAGCCCAGCGACACGGAAUCCAAUCACACCAUCGAAAUCAAUGGCAAAUGCAAGGAUCGCAUCAACGAGGACGAUGCCCACAUGAUCUCCGCCGUCUGAUCCAACCGAACGGAGCAGGAAUGUCUAUUCACCUUGAGUCUCACGCCGGGUCCGUUGCAGCCGAGGCGCAGUCGCGCCGCGUUGCCCAUUGCAGAGUUUCCUUCACUCACCAACCACAAACCACUCGACCCUUCAAGUUGCCCGCACUGUCCUCUCACCCUGCACCACUGAGCACUGACAAAGAA
Drosophila arizonae is the source of this 5316-nucleotide messenger RNA. RefSeq lists its product as uncharacterized. Lineage: Eukaryota; Metazoa; Arthropoda; Insecta; Diptera; Drosophilidae. The record is from RefSeq and is a predicted model, not a curated record.